GGGUAGGCGUUGAAACAGAGAGAAGAAAUUGACGGUGGAUUUUGUGUUUUUUGACAGUUAAAGGAAGAAAUCGCUGUCUCUGUCGCGCGCAACGAUAUCUGCAGAUUAGAGUGUGAAGUCCAAACUCUGAAACCCUCAACUCAAAUCCAAUCCUUUGGUUGGUUUCGAAUUCGACUCCAACCAAAUUCCCAACACAUGGACUCGGUUCUCUUGCACUUGCAUCUCCACACUCUCCCUCCUCUCUCCUCCGCCACUCACCGCCCUCUCUGCCACCCUCUCGCCGCCUCCUCCGCUUCUUUCCACCGCUCUUCUCCUCCUCUCCCACGCUUCCGCUUCUCGCCGCUUCUCGCCGCUAACACCCUCACCGCUAAUAACAUCUCGCCAAGAAGUGGACUAUACACUGUUGGUGACUUUAUGACAAAGAAAGAGGAUUUACAUGUGGUGAAACCGACAACAUCUGUGGAUGAAGCUUUAGAAAUUCUUGUUGAAAACAGGAUAACUGGUUUUCCCGUGAUUGAUGAUAACUGGAAACUGGUUGGUGUUGUUUCAGAUUAUGAUUUGUUAGCACUGGACUCUAUAUCAGGUCACGGGUUAAAGGAUAACAUGUUUCCAGAAGUUGACAGUACUUGGAAAACUUUCAAUGAGGUUCAAAAGCUGCUAAGUAAGACCAACGGAAAGUUGAUUGGUGAAUUGAUGACCACUGCCCCUAUGGUCGUUCGUGAGACCACCAAUCUCGAGGAUGCUGCGAGGUUGUUGCUAGAGACCAAAUUUCGACGCCUUCCAGUUGUAGAUGCUGAGGGUAGACUGGUUGGGAUUAUCACAAGAGGAAAUGUUGUAAGAGCCGCACUCCACAUGAAACAAGCGAACCAAAAGAAAGCAUGAUAGGAUUCAGAAGAUCAUUAAAAAACUUGUUGCUGGAUUUCAUGCAGUAGUUCGAUUCAAGUGUUCACAGAAUUUGUUCCCCAAAAAAAAAGUGUCCACAGAAUCUUGCUUAAAUCAGAAUUAAAAUUUUAGCUUAGGCAUGUAUAUCUUAUUGUUUUGGCAUUUACACGAAUGUUUGUCACGGGCAAUAUUUUGAUAGGGCUAUUAUUAUUCUUCUUAAUAUGUUCUUGUUGUAAUUUAUAUGGGCAACCUUGGUGAUAAUGAUGUUGAAAAUGUUGUGAAUUCGCAGCAUUAAUCAUA
Messenger RNA from Glycine soja, 1182 nucleotides. Its product is annotated as CBS domain-containing protein CBSX1, chloroplastic-like. The record is from RefSeq and is a predicted model, not a curated record. The coding region runs from base 196 to 882 and encodes 228 amino acids. Lineage: Eukaryota; Viridiplantae; Streptophyta; Magnoliopsida; Fabales; Fabaceae. The transcript has 8 exons.